Metarhizium acridum CQMa 102 is the source of this 1362-nucleotide messenger RNA. Its product is annotated as mitochondrial 37S ribosomal protein bS1m. The record is from RefSeq and is a predicted model, not a curated record. Gene Ontology annotation, biological process: mitochondrial translational initiation. Lineage: Eukaryota; Fungi; Ascomycota; Sordariomycetes; Hypocreales; Clavicipitaceae. Gene Ontology annotation, cellular component: mitochondrial small ribosomal subunit. Gene Ontology annotation, molecular function: structural constituent of ribosome.
AUGGGGGCUCGUGCUGUUUCGCCCGGAGGGGCUUUAUUGAGAACAUCGCGCAUGUUCUCAGUACCAAAACCCCUUCCUGAGCCUCCGUCUACCAGCCUUCACAUUGGAGAUCAUAAAUCAGCGACUAUGACGAGACAAUACCCUCAGCAUCAGUCAAUCACGACUCCCCUCUCAUCACGCGAGAAGGGUGACUGGGGCUACAAGAGACCAUUCCCCUUAAAAUCCACAAUGACGACGUCGACGCCCCUGAUCCGAGUUAAAAAGGUCGAUUCUGUCGAGAAUGUUACCGAUUUCGCGUCAGCUGCGGACCAUUCACUGUCAUUGGAGAAGUUCCAGGAGCUGCAUGUUGCCAUGUCGGUCCCGCGAGGAAAGAUGUCAGGUGAAGCAAGGUCAGCCUCCUUGUGGCCCAAGUCCGUUUUCGAGGAAGAACUUGACCCUACCGAAUCUCAAUCUGGACGGAGCGAUGGCAAGCGAUGGAAAUUUCGAGGCCCAUGGCUUGCCAGGAUGGGUGAAGGCGAAUUCGUUCGAUACUUGAAGAAAACGGUCCACCCGAAACGUGCCCAAUUUCGAGCCCUUUUGAAGCGCAAACUUGCUGAGGACAUCACCACGAGCCAGAAUAAUCUUGCCAUGGAGAAGGGUACGCCCGCACCUCCCAAGGCUGAACCCCGUGACAUUACGGAGGCACACUUUUCAGAGUACUUGCGAACUUUGCGCAAUGACCGCACAACAUUGUACGGUUUGGUCUCCGAGUUUCUGGAUUUAGCGCCGCUGGCUGUACCUAUCGGACUCUUACAGAGCAUACAUCCGCCACUGGAGUCUAAAAGCCUUUACGGCAACUCAGGUCCGCCACCAAGUCAUCCCUCCGCUGGCAUUAGCUACCUGCGAACCAACUCCUUCAUGGAGAAUCACCCCGUCUAUGGACCCCAAGCGCGACGCACACCUGCUCUCGCCAGAGUGGUGUACCCACGCGCCGGGCACAAACCUGCCAAACUUGGUGUUGGCGGCUUUGUAGCAGAUGUUCCACUUGGGGAUAACGAAUUCAAUAUCCGCUUCGGCCUAGGUAGAACCCAGGCCAACAAGAUGCUCAACGGCAUCGCUCACCUUGACACUACUACAUAUGGUGGCGCCAAGGCUUAUAUCGAGCCCAAAACUGCUACUGUAGAUCCCAGCGGAAAAGUCGUUUUGCAACUUCGCGAAACCCAUCCUGAGGCUCAAGUCAUUGCGAAAGAGAGUAAAGGCCAGUCACACAUUUAUCACGAUGCAGAAACCAAGGCAAAGCAGGCGACGCAACUCCAGGGAGACAAGAGUCCGGACCGAAGAAUUGAAAGAAUCACGAAUGAGAUACUGAAUGACGACUCUUGA